Molecule: messenger RNA, 2855 nt
Organism: Dimorphilus gyrociliatus
Lineage: Eukaryota; Metazoa; Annelida; Polychaeta; Dinophilidae
Source: the annotation of a GenBank genome assembly
AGAUACACAACUUCCGGUAACGCGGGUUGCGGUCAAUCUAUCUACAUUCCUUACAACUUUGUAUUAAUUUUUUUCAUUUUAAUUGAAAUUAAUUAAUAUUAAGCAGAAAGUUCAAUUGGAAGUUAUUAUUGGAAAAAUCUGACAAAAGCAGUAUGAAUAAAUCUCUUAUUCCUGUCGAUUCAAAUAUGAUAUAUCAUCGCAUCUUAACAACGUUAAAUAUUCUUGGAUUCGAUGCAAAAACUAAAGAGAAAAAGUAUAAAAUAGCCUUUACUAAUAAGGAUCUUUUCUCAGUUCUGAACAAAACAGCAUUUGAAAUAAUAAUGCAUUUUCUCUUUUCUAAGUUAUCGGCAGAAAGAACUGUAGAAUUGUUCAAAGACUGCUGGCCUGUGGAAGAUAAGAAACAAGACAAAGAAUUUCGAACAGUCUGCUUUGAUUGGAUCGAAGAUAUUCGUAAGAAUGAUAUUGAUUCAAGAAUACCACAAGUAUCAAAAACCGUUCUAAUGUCGCCAACUGGAGCUAAAUUUCUGCAGUUUUUAUUCUAUUUUAGCGAGUAUGUCCUUCGUAGGUCUAUCCUCACAAUGAAAGGUAAAAUUCACAUUUAACUGCUCAUUCAUGAAAUAAACUCUGUUUUUUUCUUCUGUAGGCAAAUCGUCAUCCGCCAUUCUUCAACCACCUAUUGUUGAAAAGAAAAUGCAAAAAUAUACAAAAGUUCAAUCAAAUAUACUUUAUUGUGCCUGUGAAGACGCUAAACGAAAACUUUUGAAACAAACACAAGUUAUAAAUAACUCACAAAAAGAAUGGAGAUCUUAUGCAGCACAAUUGGUUAAAGAGCUAAAAGCAAAAGAAAAAGCAAUUAAAAAUUUAGAAAGUGUAAAACAUGAUCAAAUUAAACAAGUAGCAGCACAUUCAGGUGUUCGUCAGAUGCUUACAUCUGUAACUGAUUGUACUGGAAAUUUACAUAUGGAUAAAAACUGCUUAAAAGCACGAAAAUUAUGGAAUCGGUUGGAAAAGAUUAAUGCUAAUUGCUAUAACUCUAUGAGAAAUUUAUCAAAUGAAAAUGCAGGAGAGCAUACAAUAGAUGCUGAUCAUUUAAAUAUACAAGUACCUAGUGUUUUAUUAGAUAAUGCAGAAGACGAAUUACGAAAGGCAAAAAUUGAGCAAAUUUUCGAAAAUGGAAAAUUGAACUUUGUUAACUUCUUAAAGUUGAGCAAUAUUUCCAUGUGCCUUUUAGGAAAAAAACUAUCACAAGUGCCCUUUCAAAGUUUGUCAAAGGAAUUAAAUACUUUGGAAUUAUCUCAAAGAUCAAGAUUUAGCGAUAUAUCAAACCUAAUGGACUUAAAAAGUACUUUAGAAAAAUUAUGCUCUGAUCAUUCGGAAAAUGUAAGUCAAUUACUAUCUGAAGGGUUUUCAUCCACGCCCAGCGGAAGUCAUGUUAAGCGACGAACCAAAUACACUCUUGCUCCGCCAACUCCACCAAUAAGUUUUGAAGCAUUUGAGGGGCCAACCCCUGAGGAUGCUAGAUUCUUACGCAAAAGUUUAGGAAAUAUGAAUAGAAAUGGCGAAACACCCGAAAUGGCCGAAGCUAUUCUAAGAAAACUUGAAACAAAGGCAAAACCUAAACAUAGUAAAAUUAAAAUUGAAAAGGAAAAAGACUUAAAGACUUCGGUUAUAAAUCCAAAAUUAAAAUCUCUAAGAACUGAUAUGUCUAAAUUGAAUAAGGCGCCAGUGUUAAAGAAACGAACUGAAUUGAAGCCUUCUGGCGUUAGUGUACCUAGAAAUAAAUGCUUUACACCUCAAGUUAACAAGUUUGGAAAGUCUGCAUGCUUAGUUACAUCUUGUGCUGAAGAUAAAAAGGUUGAAGAGGGAAUUAGUGAAACUGUUCAAGAUUCACCGUCACUUAAAAUGGAUCAAAUGGCAGUAAGCUUAGUGGAAGGGAUGAUGAAUGAGUCUAAAGACGAUGAAUUCUCAAUGGAGACCAGAUGCAAACUAAGCUUCAAUGAAGAAACCGAAAAAUCAAGCUCGCUAGAAGAUAAACAAGUAUGUGAAAAUGUUCGUUUGGUCGAUUUAGAAGACGAUGCAGAUAAAGAAAAUUAUAUUUCGAAUGAAGAGUCAGAUAAUAGUGAACAAAUCGAAGAUUUAAUGCAUGACGAUGAACGAAUGUAUAAUUCUGAUGAUGUUAUCUUUAAUGAAGAAGUUAACAAGAGCGACGAUGGCGAUAACAACAGUUGUGAUGAAAAAGAUAACAGUAAUGAGAACGACGACGAUGAUGGUGAUGGUGCUGAUGAGGAUGAUGAUGCAGAUGAUGAACUUUUGAAUGAAUCUGAGGAUUUGGAUGACGAUUCGGCUGUUGGUACUAAUACUCCAAGCUUAACGCCAAGAGAAGGUGCAAAGUGUCCAUCUCCCACCUCUUCUAUAUCAAACAAAUCUAUUGAAUCGAAUCACUUAGAUGUCGAUAGUAUUAUCAAAAGGGCUAAGGAGAGAUUAAAUCAUUCUCCUGGUCCUUCGAGUAAUAUUCAAGGUUUAAUAGGAAGAUUCGAAGAAAUACGGAAAAGGGCAGGAUUGCAAACUCUCUCAUUUCGACAAGAAACGAAUUCAGUUGAAUUUAAACAGAGUGUCAGCUUUAUUCAAGAAGAACUGGUAACAAUGGAAAAAGAAUCUGAAGAACUACUAAAUUCGCCUGAAAUGAAAGCAAAAUUUAGUACAACACUCUUCUAACAACGGCAGUACAACAAACAUGUAUAUUUACAUAUUUUUUUUUACAAUCAUCUAUUAUUUGAUAUCCUAUCUCUUGUAGAUAUUUGUAUAUAAAAAUUUGUUAUUUCAAAAUAUAUAAUCUACAUUUAAUAUUAAAAGAG